AAUCCAACUGCUCCACAACUCUCUCUCUCUCUCUCGUAUUAUUUGAAGUCAUGACCUUUGGAUAGCUUGUAGAGCCAUCACUGCUUUAAUAAUUUAUUACUAUAGUUCUGUAUUAUUAUAUAAUUACAAGCAAAGAACACUCCAAAUUCGAUGUCUACAGCUAGAAAACUAAUGGCGAACAUUUCAAACUCGAUGUCAUUAAAGCACGGGCUCUCUCUCUGGUGCCCUCACUCUUCAUCACUCAAUCGAGUUCACCAUUCUUCUUCACUACCUUCUGGUGUAAGAUUCCAGAGAAGGAGAUACGUCGUCGCCUCUUCAGCUUUUGCCAAUGAAAACCGAGAGUUUGUGAUAGUUGGAGGUGGCAAUGCAGCCGGAUAUGCGGCGAGGACUUUCGUCGAACAUGGAAUGGCUGAUGGACGCCUUUGUAUUGUCUCUAAAGAGGCUCAUGCGCCUUAUGAGCGUCCAGCUUUGACCAAAGGUUACUUGUUUCCUCCAGACAAAAAACCAGCACGAUUACCUGGUUUUCAUACUUGUGUUGGAUCCGGUGGGGAAAGGCAAACUCCUGAGUGGUAUAAGGAGAAAGGGAUAGAGAUGUUGUAUGAAGAUCCCAUAACAGGCAUUGAUAUCGAAAAGCAAACCCUGACAACAAAUUCAGGCAAACUGCUCAAAUAUGGAUCCCUUAUAGUUGCUACUGGAUGUACAGCCUCAAGAUUUCCAGAGAAAAUUGGAGGAAAUCUGCCUGGUGUUCACUAUAUCCGAGAUGUGGCAGAUGCUGACUCAUUGAUAUCUUCUUUGGAGAAAGCAAGGAAAGUCGUUAUUGUUGGUGGUGGUUAUAUUGGCAUGGAGGUUGCAGCAGCUACAGUUGGUUGGAAACUUGAUACAACGGUCAUAUUUCCAGAGAAUCACCUCUUGCAAAGAUUGUUUACACCUUCACUUGCUCAGAGAUACGAAGAACUAUAUAAAGAGAAUGGUGUCAAAUUCUUGAAGGGUGCCUCCAUUAAGAACUUAGAAGCUGGUUCUGAUGGAAGUGUAGCUGCUGUUAAACUUGAAGAUGGAUCUACCAUUGAUGCAGACACAAUUAUUAUUGGUAUUGGAGCAAAACCUGCUGUCAGCCCCUUCGAAAGGGUGGGACUAAAUAGUGCUGUUGGAGGAAUACAGGUUGAUGGUCAGUUUCGUACAGCUUUACCUGGAAUUUUUGCAAUUGGAGAUGUUGCAGCCUUUCCAUUGAAGAUCUAUGACCGUAUGGCACGAGUUGAACAUGUAGAUCAUGCUCGUCGAUCUGCACAGCAUUGCGUUAAAGCAUUACUUAGUGCACAUACUCACACAUAUGAUUAUCUUCCAUACUUUUACUCGAGGGUUUUUGAAUAUGAAGGGAGCCCCAGGAAAGUCUGGUGGCAGUUUUUUGGAGACAAUGUUGGAGAGACAAUCGAAAUUGGAAAUUUUGAUCCUAAAAUUGCUACUUUCUGGAUUGAUUCUGGCAAAUUGAAAGGAGUUCUUCUGGAAAGUGGGAGUCCUGAGGAAUUUCAACUCCUUCCUAAACUAGCGAGGGGUCAGCCUUUUGUUGACAAGGCAAGGCUUCAACAAGCGUCUUCAGUUGAGGAGGCACUGGAAAUCGCUCAGACAUCCCUACAGGCUGCAGUUUAGUCGAGUUCUAUUCGAUCAACUCCAGAAGUUCCCAGUAAUCACUUGGAGUAUUUUCUACUCUGAUUAAAUUAUCAAUAAUCUCACACGGGGGUGUACUGCUUGUUAUCUAAUCUCUUUAUCAAGUCCUGUCCCUUCACUUCUUUAGUAGAAUUAUUUUACCAGACGAUGCAUGGUAGAAAGCAAACACACUUGAGGGCAAGAAAAGGGAUGACCACAGACAAAGGCGUUAAAUAAUCAUUAUAGACUGUUUACUGUUUAUAUUAUUUAACAGCAGCCUGUGCAUUUUUGGGGACUGGGUUUGGAGCUUUUGAUAAUUUUUUUUUUUAAUUUUUAAAAUCGAAUAAAAUGUCUGUUGAUGGCUUAUAUUAAUCUCUCCUCGACAUGUGCUUCAUAAAUACAAUUUUAUUUGAAUUA
Molecule: messenger RNA, 2058 nt
Organism: Pistacia vera
Lineage: Eukaryota; Viridiplantae; Streptophyta; Magnoliopsida; Sapindales; Anacardiaceae
Product: monodehydroascorbate reductase, chloroplastic/mitochondrial
Exons: 17
Coding region: 151-1644 (497 amino acids)
Cellular component (GO): cytoplasm
Molecular function (GO): flavin adenine dinucleotide binding; oxidoreductase activity, acting on NAD(P)H
Source: RefSeq, a predicted model, not a curated record